AUGUCCCUCGGGAACUUCUUGGCUGAUGAGAGCCUUGGUUCUUGGGCCGACGAGAUGGAGGAUAUGCCCCUCCCAUCCGCUCCUGCAACCUCCAGCUUUGGUGCCAGCCGCCCCUCCGGCGGCAUGGGCUACGGUGGCAGUGGCGGUUUCUCCGACCGUAUUGAGCGCGGUGGAUAUUCCAUUCGCGAGCCUCUCGACCUCCCCACCGAGCCUCCCUUCACCUGCCACGUCGGCAACCUGUCAUUCGAAGCUACUGCCGAUGAUAUCUCCGAUCUUUUCUCUGGAUGCGGUGUCACCAAUGUCCGAAUUGUGGAUGACAAGUUGACCAAGGCCCCGAAGGGUUUCGGCUAUGUUGAGUUCGAGACCGUUGAGGGUCUGCAGAAGGCCCUGGAUCUCUCUGGCACUUCCCUCCAGGGACGUACUAUCCGCACUAGCGUCGCAGAGCCUCCCAAGGAGUCCCGCUUUGAAGCCCGUGAUGUCGACUGGACCCGCCGCGGUCCCCUUCCCGGCCCGCCUGAGCGCCGCGUGCCUGAGCGUUCCAGCUUUGGCCGCAGCAUGGAUGCCGCUUCCGAUGCUGGCAGCGACCGUGGAGGCCGUCGUAGCAACUUUGAGAGUGACGGCAAGUUCCGUGACUUUGGCAACUGGGAGCGCAAGGGCCCCCUUUCUCCCUCCGCUGGCCCCGCUCGUGAGGGUGGUCGUCCUCGCGAAAACGAUGGCCCUGGAUCUUCUGGCUUCCGCAGAGCCUCCCCCGCCUGGGGUGAGGGUCGUUCCCAGGAUGAUGGAUCGCGUCCCCCGCGCCCGGAGCGCACUCCUCCCGCCCCUACCGCUGCUGAUAUGGACAACCAGUGGCGCGCUAGAAUGCGCCCCGACCAGGCCAACGAGGCCAGCAACACUGACCCUGCUGCUACCCCUGCUACUCGUCCCAAGCUGAACCUGGCCAAGCGCACUGUCGCUGAUGCACCCACCGGACCCACCUCUGGCAGUGACUCCAAGGCUAGCCCUUUCGGUGCCGCUCGCCCGAUCGACACUGCUACUCGUGAGCGCGAGGUGGAGCAGAAGCGUCAGCUUGCUGUUCGCCAGAAGAAGGAGAGCGAUGAGAAGGUCAAGACCGAGAAAGCAGAGAAGGCCAAGGCCAAGACCCCCGGUACCGAUUCUAACAAGGAUGGCGUCGACACCCCCCAGGGAGCCAAGAACUUCGAGAUUCUGCGACGAGCUGAUGGUGAAGAGGGCGUGCUUGCUGAUGAGGAAGCCACUGAGAAGACCCCUGCUGCUGCCCCGGCUACCGAGGAGGCUCCCAAGGAGUCCGCCAACGGCAACUGGAGGGCCGCCGAGGCUCCCGCUCCCACCGCUCCCACUGCUCCCACUGCUCCCACUGCUCCCACCGCUCCCACCGCCGCCGCUCCCGCCAAAGAAGACGAUGGAUGGAGCACCGUUGGCACGAAGCAGCGCAGCAACCGUCGUGGCCAGGCUGGUCGUGCAUAG
Messenger RNA from Penicillium atrosanguineum, 1482 nucleotides. Its product is annotated as translation initiation factor 4B. Lineage: Eukaryota; Fungi; Ascomycota; Eurotiomycetes; Eurotiales; Aspergillaceae. The record is from RefSeq and is a predicted model, not a curated record. The transcript is spliced from 6 exons. Bases 1 to 1482 code for a protein of 493 amino acids. Gene Ontology annotation, molecular function: RNA binding.